This is a messenger RNA of Electrophorus electricus (electric eel), 2918 nucleotides long. RefSeq names its product acyl-CoA dehydrogenase very long chain (gene acadvl). The record is from RefSeq and is a predicted model, not a curated record. Lineage: Eukaryota; Metazoa; Chordata; Actinopteri; Gymnotiformes; Gymnotidae. Gene Ontology annotation, molecular function: flavin adenine dinucleotide binding; very-long-chain fatty acyl-CoA dehydrogenase activity; fatty-acyl-CoA binding.
CCGGUGAACGAGUACAAAAGGAAACGGUUGUAUAUUUGUUGUAUCACAUGAUAAUUUUAAGCGAUUGAAGGCAGGGGGGAAUAAACCAGCGGACCAGGCAAAGUAGACAUCGCGUUAGCCAAGUUGGUCCAGCUCUUAAUUUUCACUCCCUUCGCGUACAAUUUGUAGAAUAAUCAUUAGCUCGUUAGCUGGCACGGCGGAAUUUUACGUCGUUUCGAAAACUAUUGUUUGUGGCUUUCUUAGAAAGCCAUAGUUUGUCGGUUUAAUAAUUAGGCGAUCGCUUCCGCUUCCAGCAACACAAACAAACACGGAUCUGACAUUUCUGCAGUAUUUAACCAUUAAUCCUAGUUGGAUUGUUCGUUAAUCAUGUUGCUGCGUAUAGUAACUCCCAGCUCGUCCCUGUGCAACGCUGUCCUCCGCCUGCCACAGUCCAUAUCAGGUCAACGCUUUACUAGAGUGCAGCGUCAAACAGGAGUCUUGGCUGUGCAGAAUGCUCGUCUUUAUGUUAGCCAGGCUGCCGAGGCAGUAUUGGAGAAGCCAGCAGUUGGCAGUGAUGCUGUUGCCAAGGUGGACGAGAAGGCUGUCAGUGUGGAGUCAAAGUCAUUUGCGAUGAACAUGUUUAAAGGGAAGAUCAGUACCUCACAGGUGUUCCCGUUUCCCUCAGUGCUGAAUGAGGAUCAGUCUCAGUUUCUCCGGGAGCUGGUGGGGCCUUGUGAGAAAUUCUUUGAAGAGGUCAAUGAUCCUGCUAAGAAUGAUGUCCUAGAGAAGGUGGAAGACCAUACCUUAGAGGGCCUAAAGGAGAUGGGGGCCUUUGGGCUGCAGGUGCCUGCUGACCUCGGCGGCGUGGGUCUCAUAAACACACAGUACGCUAGGCUGGUGGAGAUCGUGGGCAUGCAUGACCUGGGUGUGGGCAUCACCCUUGGUGCACACCAGUCCAUUGGCUUUAAGGGCAUUCUCCUGUUUGGCAACCAGCAGCAGAAAGUGAAAUACCUGCCCAAGCUGGCUUCAGGGGAAACGAUGGCAGCGUACUGUCUGACUGAGCCGACCAGCGGCUCCGAUGCUGCCUCCAUCAGGACCAAUGCUGUGCCCUCCCCAUGUGGAAAGUACUACAUCCUCAAUGGGAGCAAGAUCUGGAUCAGUAACGGAGGUCUGGCUGAGAUCUUCACUGUGUUUGCUAAGACUCCAGUGCAGGAUAAGAGAACUGGAGAAGUGAAGGAGAAGAUCACUGCUUUCAUUGUGGAGAGGAGCUUUGGAGGGGUCACAAGUGGCCCUCCAGAGAAAAAGAUGGGCAUCAAGGCCUCAAACACAGCAGAGGUGUAUUUCGAGAACGUUCACGUGCCUGCCGAGUGUGUCCUGGGUGAGCUUGGGGGCGGGUUCAAAGUAGCAAUGAACAUCCUCAACAACGGCCGCUUCGGCAUGGCCGCCGCACUCUCUGGAACCAUGAAGGGUGUCCUCACUAAAGCGGUGGAUCACGCUGCCAACAGGACCCAGUUCGGCCACAAGAUCCACACCUUUGGGAGCAUUCAGGAAAAGAUCGCCAGAAUGGCCAUGCUGCAGUAUGUUACAGAGUCCAUGGCCUAUAUGAUCAGUGGGAAUAUGGACAGUGGAGCAACAGAUUUCCAGAUUGAGGCAGCCAUCAGUAAAAUCUUUGCUUCUGAAGCAGCAUGGACGGUGGCAGAUGAGUGCAUUCAGAUUAUGGGCGGAAUGGGAUUUAUGAAGGAGCCUGGUGUUGAGAGGGUAAUGAGAGACCUAAGAAUCUUCCGCAUCUUUGAGGGCACCAACGACAUCCUGCGUCUGUUUGUGGCACUCAAUGGCUUCCAGAAUGCAGGCAACCAGCUGAAGAGUCUACAGAAAGCACUGAAGAAUCCAAUAGGCAAUGCUAGUCUGCUAGCUGGAGAGAUCACUAAGCGAGCCAAGAGGAAGGCAGGCAUGGAUUCAGGUCUCACCCUCCAGGGAGCUAUCCACCCAGACCUGGGUCACAGUGGCGAGCUGACAGUUAAAGCCAUCGAACAGUUUGGAGUGGUCAUUGAAGAGCAGCUUUUAAAGCAUGGCAAGAAGAUCAUUGAUGAGCAGUUUGUUCUGAAAAGAGUUGCUGAUAUAGCCAUUGACUUGUACGCUAUGGUGGUUGUGCUGUCUAGAGCCUCCAGGGCACUCAGUCAGGGCCAAGCUUCUGCUCAACAUGAAAAGAUGCUGUGUGAAACUUGGUGCAUCCAGGCCCAUGACAGGAUAAUGCAGGAAAUUAAGUUUCUGAAGUCUGGUACAUCCAAGCAGGUCUUCAAGAACCUGCGUGCCAUUUCGUCCGCUGUGGUCGAAAAUGGAGGCAUGGUGAACCCCAAUCCCCUGGGCUUUUAAAGACUCGCCAGUUCUCUCACUCUGUCAUUACUAAUCAAGCCAACGUAUCCACUAACCAACCUAUGGGUCAUCGCGCUUUUCUUAUGGAUUUUCCCAAAGGUGCUUUAAUAGCAUAAUGUGCUGAAGUCUGUGAAUGUAGAGAAAAGUAAAAAACAAAAAUCUGAGAACUGGAUGUUGUGAAGUUCUCAAAAUUGGUUUUUGUUUAAAACACCUUUUCUUUCAGUAGAGUAGAGACUGAACUCUAUCGACUAAACCAUCCUGAUGAUCCUGUUUAUGGUUAUGAUUUUCUGCCGAAUCAGAGAUCUCAGUUCAUUUUGAGACAGCAUUGAGGGAUUAAGCCCUUAAUAUCCAAAACAAAGCUUUCACUGAUGGUUCUGAACUUUAUGAAUAUAAACAGGAAGUGUUUGCAAUAUGUUUGGUGAUUUAUUAUUUUUUUGCAAGAAAUGUAAAUUGUAAUUAUUCAUACAGGACCAUAUGCUUCACCAUGACACAGUUUGGGGUACUAACGGUUCAGCUGCAAGUUAUGCAACUGAAAGAAUGCAUACAUAAAAGGGAAUUUCUGUUCA